AUACCGAAUCGGUACUUAUGCAGUUAGCCAGUUAGGUGCAAGUUAAAAGUUUAUCGAUACAUUUAGCUGCUGUCGCGCAUACCGGCUGUCGCUAGCUCGUUUAGCAUUGGCAAUUCAUGUGCUUUUAGGGGUCCUCUCCGUCAUCCCAGAGCAUGGCAGUGCCAUUACCUCCUUGCGUGAUUGACUGUGGAACUGGAUACACUAAGAUUGGAUAUGCUGGUAACACAGAACCUCAAUUUAUCAUGCCCUCAUGCAUUGCAGUCAGAGAGACGGCCGGAGUGGGAGACCAGGCCCAGAGGCGACUGGUGCGGGGAGUGGAUGAUCUGGACUUCUUCAUAGGCGACGAAGCUAUUGAUAAGCCCAACUAUGCAACCAAGUGGCCAAUCAGACACGGCAUCAUUGAAGACUGGGAUAUGAUGGAAAAGUUCAUGGAACAAGUGAUAUUCAAGUACCUGCGAGCUGAGCCAGAAGACCAUAACUUUCUCAUGACAGAACCUCCGCUCAACACUCCUGAAAACCGCGAGUAUCUGGCAGAAAUUAUGUUUGAGACCUUUAAUGUUCCUGGGUUGUACAUUGCUGUACAGGCGGUUUUGGCCUUGGCCGCUUCCUGGACCUCCAGGCAGGUGGGAGAGCGGACGCUGACAGGGAUUGUGAUUGACAGCGGAGAUGGAGUCACUCACGCCAUACCCGUGGCUGAAGGCUACGUCAUCGGAAGCUGCAUUAAGCACAUCCCCAUAGCGGGCAGAGACAUAACCUACUUUAUACAGCAGCUGCUGAGAGAGAGGGAGAUAGGGAUUCCACCAGAGCAGUCCCUGGAGACCGCAAAGGCAGUCAAGGAGAGAUACUGCUAUAUCUGCCCUGACAUCGUGAAGGAAUUUACUAAAUACGACUCCGAUCCGGGGAAAUGGAUCAAGAAGUACAGGGGUGUUAAUUCCAUCAGCAAAAAUGAAUUUCUUAUCGACGUUGGAUAUGAACGCUUCCUUGGACCAGAAAUAUUCUUUCAUCCAGAGUUUGCCAACCCUGACUUCAUGCAGCCCAUUUCCGACGUAGUGGACGAGGUCAUUCAGAACUGUCCGAUAGAUGUCAGGAGACCACUGUACAAGAAUAUCGUGCUGUCUGGCGGCUCCACCAUGUUCAGGGACUUUGGGCGUCGACUUCAGCGAGAUCUGAAACGCGUGGUGGACGCACGCCUGAGGCUGAGCGAGGAGCUCAGUGGCGGGAGGAUAAAGCCCAAGCCGAUGGAGGUGCAGGUGAUCACUCAUCAUAUGCAGCGCUACGCCGUGUGGUUCGGGGGCUCCAUGCUGGCGUCCACCCCUGAGUUCUUCCACGUGUGCCACACCAAGAAGGACUAUGAGGAGUACGGCCCCAGCAUCUGCCGCCAUAACCCCGUGUUCGGAGUGAUGUCGUAAGGCCCUGGGCGGGACCAGCUCUGUGGGGCCCUCCCCCGGCCACUCACCCGCAGUAGAACACACUCAACAUUAGCGUUCAGAUAGCAGCUACGGAGGGGUAACCAAACGCCCUCGAACCCGGAGUGGGGGAAACCGAGACUUAACACUGGAAGCAUUGCAGGUAAAGCCAUACACUGGAUGACUGUUUUCGAGGAUUAGGCGAGCGCUGGGUGGGGGGUAGGGUGGGGUGGUGAGGGAGUGCUUUUGGUCCGACCACCUGCGGUGCUCUGCCCUUAACUUUGAGUAACAUUUCUCUUGUCUUUGUGUAGUUCUCACAGAACAUCGCCGGUCUCGCCGUCAUUGAAUCUACCCCAAAAAAUACUAUGACUAGAAAACAAAUUAGCGUAAUGUUUAUCCUGAAUUCAGUGGUUGUAGUAAAGGGCAAAGCAUAUUGGGACUAGAUCGAAUACACCCUCCCCAUCUCUCCCUUUGGCUUGCCUUGAGUUCCCCUACAGUAGAGCUUGUCUGUCUGCAUUGUUUCAGAGUUUAGUAUUACUCUCUAAUUACACAACAUAUGAACACGGGCAUCCAAAGCUAGUUUUAUAACAGCCCGCAUCGGAAAAUCUACAAAACUUUAAGCUUUCAAAAUUGUAUAUAUGAUUAUAUAUAUAAAUACGUACAUAUAUAUCUUAUAACAAAGUAUUUGAGAAUUAGUUUAUAUUUGUAUGAAAGAUAAUAGUUUAUCAUAAUCUGGAAUUAGUUGCUGGAUGGCGUGCAGUACUGAACUGAGUUAAAAGGAGUGCAUAGGUUUCAGUGCAAAAAAUGCACCGAGGUGU
Messenger RNA from Megalops cyprinoides (Indo-Pacific tarpon), 2224 nucleotides. It is a transcript of the gene actr3b, whose product is annotated as actin related protein 3B. Gene Ontology annotation, cellular component: actin cortical patch. Lineage: Eukaryota; Metazoa; Chordata; Actinopteri; Elopiformes; Megalopidae. The record is from RefSeq and is a predicted model, not a curated record. Bases 153 to 1409 code for a protein of 418 amino acids. The transcript has 12 exons. Gene Ontology annotation, molecular function: actin filament binding.